GAUAAUGAUCGAAAUUAUUAGAUAAUCAAUUUGAACAUUGAUUAGUUAUUAUCAUUUAUUUUUGGAGGAGAAGGGGAGAGCAAAAUAAAUAAAUAUUAUGAGCACUGCAGCUGUAAUUGGCCGACAAUUACGGCAUCAUCAGCCAACGAAUCGUGUACCUGGUCCAGUGGUACCACCAACACAUUAUCGAGGUAGAUCAAAUAAUCUUAAUCUCAAUAAUAGUAAUAAUCAUAAUCAUAAUAAUGAUCAUCAUAAUUUGGCCAAUAAUAUUGAUUUAAUUAAUAUUAAUGUAAAUAAUUUGGAACAAGGAGCUGAUCCAGAAUCAAAAUUUGCCAAAUUUUCUCAUCAAUAUAAUCAUAGUUCAUAUGAAUAUUAUCCACAUCCAGCACAUCGUGAAAAUAAUCAAAAUCAAAAUAAAAAUCAAAAUAAAAAUGAUAAACGUAAUUUACAAAAAUUAUCAACAACCAACAACAAUGAUACUGAUGAAGAUCAAAACCAAUCGAAUGAUCAAUGGGUAUUUAGUAAACAUUGUUUUUGUGUUGCAUUCAAAGCAUUAAGUACCGGUGUUAUUCUAUUUCUAAUCGGUACUAUAAUGUCAAUUUUGGGUUUUUUUGCCGAUCGUUUAUCAAUGGAAUCAAUUCGAUUAAAUAAUGGUACAUAUAUUAUGUCGGUUAAUAAUAAUACCAAAUCACAUCUGCAUAAUAUGACUUAUGUUGGUCCAGUUAUAAUGGGUCUUGGUUUUAUUGUCAUUAUUGCUGCAUGUGUUUUAACAUUUGAAGUUCGUGAUACAUUAGGUAUAAGAGAUGAUCCAAAAAAUCGAAAAAAAUCAACCACCACAACAACAACAACAAAUCAACAACAAAGUGAUAAUAAAACCAAUAAUGAUAGUAUCGUUACAAUUAGUAAUAAUAAUAAUCAACGAAAUUAUUCAAAAAAUUUAAAGAGUGAAAAAAAAGUUAUCAGUGCGCCAAUAAUUGAAGAAACAUUGUCGAAAAAUCAAUCAAUCAAUCAUGAUCAUAACAACAACAACAACAAUGAUAAUAGGUUGUCAAUGAUAAAAACUGAUUCAAAUAUAUUGAGCUUAGCGAUCCAGAAGGUUGUUCAUCAUUAAAUCAAUCAAUUACAAAUUUUUCAUCGUCCACAACAACAUUACCGACACCAACGAAUAGAAAAUGGCGUCAACGUUG
Dermatophagoides pteronyssinus (European house dust mite) is the source of this 1187-nucleotide messenger RNA. RefSeq lists its product as uncharacterized. Lineage: Eukaryota; Metazoa; Arthropoda; Arachnida; Sarcoptiformes; Pyroglyphidae. The record is from RefSeq and is a predicted model, not a curated record.